This is a messenger RNA of Triticum turgidum subsp. durum (durum wheat), 1251 nucleotides long. Lineage: Eukaryota; Viridiplantae; Streptophyta; Magnoliopsida; Poales; Poaceae. The record is from the annotation of a GenBank genome assembly.
AUGGAGCCCUCCGACGAGCUCCGGUUGCUGGAGGCCACGGGGAUCUACCGCCUCGCAGGCUCUCGCGCCGCCUUCCUCGACCCGGUGCGCCUCCUCGGCGAAUCCUACCGGCGCUUCCGCCUCGUCCCGUCGGCGUACUACUCCCGAAGCUUCGGCCCGUCGCGGCAGGGAGGCGAAGCGCAGGCCGAGGGGACGGCGCCGUCUCCCGACCGGAAGAAGCGCAAGCGGAAGCGCCAGCCCAAGCCCCGGGAACUCAACGCCGUGGAGAGGAUCGCAGAAGCGCGGCACCAGGAAGCAAGACCUUUGCUAAUUAGCGCGCAUAAUUCACUCCUGGAGGCGAAAGAUCUACUGGAGUUCCUUCCGGGGAUGAUCAGGGGAGAUGAGUGCAGGCCAAAUGUUGAAACUAGUUCUGAGAACAAUUUUGUUGAGCUUGGGGGCUCAUGGCGAGCACCUUUCUACGAGAUGACUAUUUGCUUUCAGAAUCCUCAUGGUCAGGACGAGGCAGGUACCUGUGGUGUCCAAAAGAGAUCCAGUCCGUUAUUUAAUAGGAUAGUCAGUGUUGAAGAAAAUGAUGAGGCAGAAGGAGAAUUUCAGAGUAGACUUUAUAUUUUACCAAAACGAAGUUGCUUUAUGAUGACUGACUUCACACAUGUUCGUGAUCUCAUUCCUGAUAAUCCUAAUAUAGGGUACAACCUUAUAGUUAUUGACCCACCUUGGGAGAAUGGAUGUGUUCGCCAGAAAGAAGCGUAUCCUACACUUCCCAAUAGAAAUUUGUUGUAUCUUCCAGUUCAAGAACUUGCACAUCCAGCUGGAGCGCUUCUAGUUUUGUGGAUCACAAAUCGGGAGAAACUGCGAAGGUUUGUUGAGGAGGAAUUGCUUCCAUCUUGGGGAGUCAAAGACCCCACAGAGUUUUAUUGGCUGAAGGUGAAGUCGGAUGGUUCACUGAUUGGCGAUCUAGACUUGUUCCAUCACAGGCCUUAUGAGUGUCUCCUUCUUGGCUACAUAAAUGUUAAUAGAGAAUCUGAAUCAGGAUUGAAAUUUAAGGUUGUACAAGGCAGCCAAGUAAUUAUGAGUGUUCCGGGUGCACACUCAAGGAAACCUCCUCUUCAGAAAAUUCUUUCAGAAUAUAUCCCUGGUCCAAAACCUCCAAGGUGCAUAGAGCUUUUUGCAAGAGAAUUGGGUUCCGGGUGGACCUCGUGGGGAAACGAGCCGCUCCAUUUCCAGGAUUCCAUGUACUUCUCAAAGAAGUAA